GAGCAGGGGCUGAGCAGGCAGGCACAGCCAGGCCCUGCAGAGUCCUGGUGCUGGAUGUGACCAUGGACCCCUCUGUUCUGGGGCUGCUUACAGGGARCAUCUGGCACCGCUGUCUGUGGGGYUGGGAGCCCUCAGCGAGCCUGAAAAGCRCUGUCAAAUUCCUGGGCUCAUCCAGAAAUUCCAGGUGGGGAAAGAAAGAGCUGUCCAGGAGAACCUGAGGAGCUUUGUGCUGCAGGUGGAACCUGCUGGGGGCUGACAUCACAGAGGGACAUCCCCUGGUGACCACAGGGAGCUGUGUCUCCUUCCCUGCCCCCUCCACAGUAACAUCAUCAUGGCAGGCUUCAAGGGACACUGCAUCUUCCCUCGAAACCCCUACUACAUCCCUGGCUACGGGGGUUACGUCCCUCAGUUCAAUUUCAGGUUUGGGAACACCUAUGGCAGAAUCACCCACAAUGUGCUGACAGACCCCACGGUCAGCAAGAGCCCUCGCUCCCUGCUGGCACCCAUGGACCCCAAGGARAACCUGCUCAGGCUCCAUUACUACACCGAGCACCCAGGGUACGUCACCUACCAGCCCAUCACCAACCCUCCCGAGAUCCCGCUGGGGUCCCCCGUGGUCACCCCGGCGCUGCCGGAGCCGCUGAUGAGCCACAUGGACCCCGCGCACUGGCGGCUCCCGGGGGACGCGGCCGCGAUCGGUGCCCGGCAGAGCCUCCAGCCCCGGGAGCCGCUGCGGGGGCUCGCCCUGCACCCCGCGGCCGAGGAGAUGGAGAGAGAGGUGACCAAACCGCCCCUGGCCUGCUGCCUGGGCAGAGUSGGGGCUGGAGAGUGCAAGUGCCGCUGCAACUGCGGGGGGAAGAAAAAGUCAGUACAAAACGGAGGAGUGACACUGCCAGGAGGGGCUAUAUCAGAAUACAGACUGCCGCUGCUGCCUAUCCCAAAUACCAUCCAACAGAAAGUCAUUUUAGGCUACACUGGAUGCAUCCCCUGUGCCAUAGACAACGUGGGCAUGACCUACCUCGCAUCUGUGAGGAAAGCCAUGCAGGAAUUUGACCGACAGCAGCUUUUGCAGAGAAAUCCACCUUAUACCUUGGGCACCAGAUAUCCCCGGACACACUGGCCAGACACCAAAAUUUACARCCGUGCUGGACUCAUACCUUCCUACAUGGGCUUUGUACCACACCUGCGGGACAUUUACGGGGUAACUUAYGGGAACGGCACACGGGAAUCUUACCGCCAUGAACAGAGGAGACGGGGACGUGCACUGUGAAAACUGCUUUAAUGGUGCCUGUACAGCAUUGGGAGUGACUUGGAAACAGCAAUAAUAACACAACACAAACAGAACUUUUGAAUGAGAGAGUUCAUACAACUUUAAACAAAAUUUACAGGUGUUCAACUGCAUAGCUUUACUCAGCCUCCUCCUCAGCCUCCUCCUCAAACUCUCCCUCCUCUUCAGCUGUAGCAUCCUGGUACUGCUGGUACUCAGACACCAGGUCAUUCAUGUUGCUCUCAGCCUCUGUGAAUUCCAUUUCAUCCAUUCCUUCCCCUGUGUACCAGUGCAGGAAGGCCUUUCUGCGGAACAUCGCAGUGAACUGCUCAGAAAUGCGUUUGAACAGCUCCUGGAUGGCCGUGCUGUUGCCAAUGAAGGUGGCAGACAUUUUGAGGCCGCGAGGUGGAAUGUCACAGACUGCUGUUUUAACAUUAUUAGGGAUCCAUUCRACAAAAUAGCUGCUAUUUUUGUUCUGAACGUUUAACAUUUGCUCAUCCACCUCUUUCAUAGACAUACGGCCCCUAAAGACAGCGGCCACGGUCAGAUAGCGGCCGUGACGAGGGUCACACGCUGCCAUCAUGUUCUUGGCAUCGAACAUCUGCUGGGUGAGCUCUGGCACUGUCAGAGCCCGGUACUGCUGGCUCCCACGGCUGGUGAGYGGGGCAAACCCAGGCAUGAAAAAGUGCAGACGUGGGAAGGGAACCAUGUUCACYGCCAGCUUCCGCAGGUCAGCAUUGAGCUGGCCCGGGAACCGCAGGCAGGUGGUGACACCGCUCAUGGUGGCYGACACGAGGUGGUUCAGAUCACCGUAGGUGGGGGUCGUUAA
This is a messenger RNA of Malurus melanocephalus (red-backed fairy wren), 2096 nucleotides long. RefSeq names its product ciliary microtubule inner protein 2A (gene CIMIP2A). Lineage: Eukaryota; Metazoa; Chordata; Aves; Passeriformes; Maluridae. The transcript is spliced from 7 exons. The record is from RefSeq and is a predicted model, not a curated record. Bases 332 to 1270 code for a protein of 312 amino acids.